AUGGAGAUGUCGCAGACCAUCAGCAAGGGCAGCCUUCGCUCAAACCCCGCUUUUGGCGGGUCUGGGCCCCUCGAAGAGGGGCCUAAACUGCCGAUGAAGCACAGCACACGGCGCAUGCAAGGCCUUAUGCAGCAGAAGACGCCCAAGUUGGCCCGCUCUAACCCCCCCGCGAAACGGGGCAAGAAGCAGAACUGGGCGGGAGCAGAGACAGAGCUGGUGGAGUACAACGAGCCGGAGGAGUCGCACUUGGAGGAGGCCCCGGGAAUUCCGGACUCCGACUCGAGCCUCUCCUCAAGCUCGGGGUCGUCCAGCGACUCGGAUUGGGGGGACGACUCCAGCGAGGAGGACAAGCCUCCGCCCACCUACCUCACCCGGGGCCGGUCCUCGGGCAUGACUCGGCGCAUGUCUGCCUUCGCCAUGAUGUUGCCGCUCUUGGAUAGCAACAACGAGCCCAAGCGCCGGGGCUCCGUGGCAGAGGUGUUUCUCAAGACGCUGGAGGACGACGAGGACAAGAAGGACGACGAGCUCGAUUUUCCUUGGAGCGACGAGGAAUGCCGUAGCGUUUUCAUCAAGUUUGACACUGACACCGAUGGGGAGGUUGCCACUGAAGAGCUGGAGCUGAUGCUGAAGUACAUGGGCUGUAUCCUUCGGCCGGGCGAAGUGGAGAGGCUGAUUCAUGACAUGUUCAGCUAUGCCACCGUUAGCUGGGAGGAGUGGAACACCUUCCUGGAGCGCUACCGGGAGGUGGACGAAAGGUAUUUGCGCGCCGAGUUCGCCGCGGCGGACUCGGACAAGAACGGGGUUUUGGACGUGGAUGAGCUGCACACGCUCUUGGCCAAAAUGGGCUAUGUGACAGAUGCGCACACGGUGAUGGAAGCCAUGGAAACCAUCGGCUGCAAGCAGACGGUGAACCUCCGGAAGUUUGAGAAGCUUCGGGAGCACUUACGAUGCACUGAAGGCCUCGCCAAGGAUGACGUCACGCAGCUGCGGGAGCUCUACGACCGGGUGGCAGCCACGGCCAAGAUGCAGCAGCGCGCGAGGAAGGUCGACCUGGGCGUUGGCAGCCACAGCGACAUCGCCAAGCGGCUUAUUGCAGAGCAGCAGGAGAUGCCUGUCGAGGAUGUCCAGCGCGUCAUCACGUUCCUGGGCUACUCAGUGUCCACGGACCGGGUGGAUCAGAUCACCCGCGAGGUGGACAACGACCUCAGCCGCUUCAUCUCCUUUCAGGAGUUGCUGAAGCUGAUCCGCCGUGUGCGCGAUGUCGAGCGGGAGUCCAUCGCCGCCAUGUUCGAGGCUCUGGCAGGGGAUGGCGAUCUCCCGCUGCAAGACUUGCCCCGUGGCCUCACCGAGCUCAGGUACUACCCCACGGACGACAUGGUCUUCCACGUGCUGGAUGAGCUGGGCCCGCGGAGCAAGACGCACAUCAACCAGGGGGAGGUGUUCGCCUUCCUCUGCCUCUUCCGGGAGAAGGAGGGCUUGACCCCGGAGGAGCGGCGCGAGAUGCGGCAGGUCUUCGAGCAUCAAUGCAAGAUCACGGCGCAGCGCGCCUACGUGCAGCAGCUGGAAGAUCCGACCGGCAAUACCAAGAUGACCAACAACGGAUCCCCCAAGCUGCAGCCAGCCGCGUCGCCGCGGCCCACCAACCCGCGGGGCAGCACGCUGGUCGGGCCAUCUCCCAAAGCCGCCACUACUCCGUCUCCGCGGAACCUCCUUGCGGCCAUUGACACGCUGGUAGUGGAGCAAGAACUCGAUGCGCUGCGAAUGAAUCGGGUGAUGCGGUGGUUCGGCUUCGAGAAGCCCCUGAUGCAGGUUCAGGACAUGAUGGCUAGCAUCGACUUGGAUGCCAAGGGCAAGCUGAGUUUCGAAGAGCUCCUCGGCAAAAAUGGAAACUGA
Effrenium voratum is the source of this 1893-nucleotide messenger RNA. The record is from the annotation of a GenBank genome assembly. NCBI's taxonomy places the organism in Eukaryota, Dinophyceae, Suessiales, Symbiodiniaceae.